Molecule: messenger RNA, 1019 nt
Organism: Suillus discolor
Lineage: Eukaryota; Fungi; Basidiomycota; Agaricomycetes; Boletales; Suillaceae
Exons: 2
Coding region: 49-813 (254 amino acids)
Source: RefSeq, a predicted model, not a curated record
GGCCACUUCCAAUUUUCCGGUAUAUACAGUCUCUGACUACUCACAACGAUGAACAACUGUGCGCUGGAACAGCCCGAGCCUCUAUCAUAUGGCACCCCCUCGAUAACAAUCAGAAAGAAUAUCUCUAGGAAUGGUGGACAACCAUUCGAAGACUCUGAUGUUCUCGUGCUUUCCUCCCGGUCCACAAGUGACACGCACUCCAAAGAUUCCACGCAGCUGUACCUCGACUUACGUCUCUCGAAGCCUUUACUGCCAGAGAGCAUCAUUAAAUGGGGCUUUGCUGGAAUCCGUGUCACACUCUUUUCUACUCCUCUGCGUUUCCGAUGGAAUCAUUAUAUUGAUUCCCAGGGACAAGAUGGCCCUCCUGAUGAGGGCACCAUGACUUCGUGUGAUGGAGAAGAAGUAGAAACUGGAGUUGGGGUAAACCCCGAGACGGGAGAACAGGAGCAGUACGAAGAACGCUGGAUUGACCAACCGGUUCCACUACGCACAUCGUUCGCAUUCCUCACUUCCUCACGCGAACCAAGUGAAUCGACCGGGUUUAUCGCUAUCCUGGGAGAUCAUGCGCUUGCAAUGCGCCAGAACCACCCUCCGAAUGACACCGAAUUUCAAGCGGUGCGCAUGCGCAUCUCGACUUCAUCGUCGCCCGAAGUUCUAUUCAAGCAAAACGCAGACGCUCUCCUCCCAUUGUUAGAAUCUGCGCUCUCAGGGGUUGAUAAUUGGAAAGGAUCCCCUUGGCAGCGUGGUCAGGACAUUACUUUACAGGAAAGCCGCUGGACGGUGUGGGAUGCUGGUAUGACAGGGGAAAACUGACUGCUUAAUUUAAAUUGCAGGUGAACGUAUUCCAUGAUGGCACGAUGUCCAGCUGCGAUGCAAUUAUAACCUAUAUCCACCGCGCUGCGUGGGCCUUGAUCUUCAAUCGGCGAGUAUGAGGAGCGGGGAACGUCAGAUGCAGGACACACUGUUCAUAAUGACACUUGAUUCGGUAUGACCCUAGCUAACACGCAGCGAGUACGAGU